Messenger RNA from Lecanosticta acicola, 539 nucleotides. Lineage: Eukaryota; Fungi; Ascomycota; Dothideomycetes; Mycosphaerellales; Mycosphaerellaceae. The record is from the annotation of a GenBank genome assembly.
AUGCAGUACAAGCUCAUUGUCGCCGCCCUCACUUCAGUCCUCGCCGUGGGCGUUUCCGCGAUGCCAGCCCCAGAGGCAGCUCCCAAUGCCCUCGCUCUUCCAGUCGCCGCUCCUGAGGUAUGGAGUUGAGACCCCAGACUCGACGUUGUAACCACUGAUCGACAUCUCAGGUCGUCGAGCAUGCACCCCUCGAAGCUCGUUCCGAGAUGAGCGACAUGGCAGCUGCUCAGAAGGCUUACAUUCAGGCCACUCUGGACUACGCCGCGAAGGCCAAAGAAUUCAAGCAGAACGGUGGCCUUCAAAAAUGGCAGCAAGAGAAGCAUCAGAAGCGUGCCGAGCAGGCAGGCCAAUGGUACGGACCUCAAGGCUAUUACUCCGGCAGCAAUGGUUUCGAAGCGCAAGGCACCAAUCGCCAAUCUGGACAGGGCUUCGGCAUUUCUCUCUUGGGCCUCCCUCUUUUGAGCCUUGAUUCGAGCCAGUACGGCAACGCUCAUUUUUACGAUGUCUAUGGAAACAAUCAAUAUGGUGGGUCGUCCUAA